ACAUCACUGCCAACGAUCUACCCCGGCAAACCCACCCUUCCCGACCCGAACUCACAAUUCUAGCCUGCCAUGGCUGACGUCGACGACACCGCGACCGCGCCGGUCAACGAACCGCUCGACCUCGUCCGCCUGUGCCUCGAUGAGGUCGUCUUCGUCAAGCUCAGAGGUGACCGCGAGCUGAAGGGCCGCCUGCACGCGUACGACAGCCACUGCAAUGUGGUGCUGGGCGAUGUGGAAGAGACCAUCUACGUGGUAGAAGAAGACGAGAACGAGGAGGAAGUCGUGAGGACGGUCAAGAAGCAGUCCGAAAUGCUCUUCGUCAGAGGCGACUCCGUUGUACUGAUUUCGCCUUCGGCCCCUUCGUAACGAAACAACGGCACGAAUCUGUUUGAUAUGAUAUCAUUGGUCAUGGGCAAGGGGAGGAACGUGAAGAGAAUCGUCGGGAUUGCCAUAUCCGAACUGGAGGGAAUCAAGUAGCAUGGGAUCGGAUCUGCUUGCGCAUCCAUAUUCCAUGCAUGACGUUGAACUGAGCAUGGGCGCUAAGCUCCUGAAAGACAGUUUGGUUGGUUUGAUGCCUCAGGCACAUGUUGCCUCAAAAGGGAAAGCGCCACCAACAGAACAGAUUAAAUGAGAUACUCCGUCAUUGGUGGAGCCCCGUGAUAUACACGAGGGCCUCCUGCUAUCGGCAUGCAAGAGAC
Aplosporella prunicola CBS 121167 is the source of this 698-nucleotide messenger RNA. RefSeq lists its product as uncharacterized. The coding region runs from base 70 to 366 and encodes 98 amino acids. The transcript has 4 exons. Gene Ontology annotation, biological process: mRNA splicing, via spliceosome; P-body assembly. Lineage: Eukaryota; Fungi; Ascomycota; Dothideomycetes; Botryosphaeriales; Aplosporellaceae. Gene Ontology annotation, molecular function: RNA binding. Gene Ontology annotation, cellular component: U4/U6 x U5 tri-snRNP complex; Lsm1-7-Pat1 complex; P-body. The record is from RefSeq and is a predicted model, not a curated record.